Molecule: messenger RNA, 2663 nt
Organism: Myxocyprinus asiaticus (Chinese sucker)
Lineage: Eukaryota; Metazoa; Chordata; Actinopteri; Cypriniformes; Catostomidae
Product: MOB kinase activator 2-like
Exons: 5
Coding region: 485-1243 (252 amino acids)
Biological process (GO): signal transduction; positive regulation of protein phosphorylation
Cellular component (GO): cytoplasm; nucleus
Molecular function (GO): protein kinase activator activity
Source: RefSeq, a predicted model, not a curated record
UCACCAUAUAGCCUGAGAUUUUGAUGCUUUGUAUUGCAUUACUCCAUAUAAAUAAUUUGUUAUAUACCUUAUUUGUUAGUCAGUUUGGCUAAAAUCAUCUAAAUAAAUACAGUAUAAUUAUUUGGAAUCUUAUGUUGUUGUUCUGUGUAAACCUUUGAGAAGUCCUGCUUUACUGUACACAAAUCAAGUACAUUGUUUUCUUAGGCCAGUGCGAUGAGUUUCUUCUUCUUCUUCUUCUUCUUCUUCUUCUUCUUCUUCUUCUUCUUCUUCUUCUUCUUUUUUCCCUUUACAUUCCAAAUAAUAUUGCACCUUUGCCCCUCCCGUCUUUUCUCGGAUUGGCUAGAAGUUGAGUUGAAGGAGAAACACAGCAGAAAGUCUGUUUUGCAUGCAAUGCUCCCGAAAAGUCUGAACUCACUUUAUCAGAAUCUGUGAUCGCAUGCAAAAGCAGGUCCGUCAACACCGUUAAAACUGGGAGUUUGACAACAUGGUCGGAGAUCACACCAUAACCGGAGACAGCGCGCUUUCAUCAAGGUCUUCUAAAAACGGAUUAAGCUGUAAAAUGGUCCUUCAGGCGGUUGGCAAAGUUUUGAGGAAGGGCAAGGGGAAGCCCAAUGGAAAGAAGCCGCCCAUAGAGGAGAAAAAGCAUUACCUGGAUGGGGACUACACCAAAGUAAGGGUCGUCGAUUUCGACCUCAAGGAGCUGGUGGUGUUGCCAAGGGAGAUCGACCUGAAUGAAUGGCUCGCUAGCAACACCACGACUUUCUUCAAUCUCAUCAACCUACAGUACAGCACAAUCUCAGAGUUCUGCACAGGUGAUACGUGUCCGGCCAUGACGGCCAGCAAUACGACAUAUUACUGGUAUGAUGAGAAAGGGAAGAAGACUAAAUGCACAGCGCCACAGUACGUUGACUUUGUCAUGAGUUCAGUACAGAAAUUGGUGACAGAUGAGGACAUCUUUCCCACUAAGUAUGGUAAAGAAUUCCCCAACACCUUUGACUCACUGGUGAAGAAAAUCUGCAGGUAUCUCUUCCACGUGCUUGCCCACAUCUACUGGUCCCACUACAAGGAGACAGUGGCCAUGGACCUGCACGGACACCUAAACACACUGUACACACAUUUCAUUGUUUUUAUUAGGGAAUUCAAUCUGAUGGACCCCAAGGAGACGUCCAUACUGGACGACCUGACGGAGGCCCUCUGCACCCCCCUUCCCCCUCAGCCACAGAACCACGUGACAGAGAGAUGAGGCCCAGGGUCGCUCUUGCUGCACCUGCCAAGCCGGGGUUCACCCUCUCCCUACCAGGGAGGAGAGAAGGACUACACCAGUCACAAUGGUGCUGGGACUCAUAGACCUUCCACCCUUCCAGAACAUUGCUCUCUUUAGGACCCAGUAAGGAGUGUUCAGCCAGGCCUGCAGGGGGCAGCACUUGCUGAAUGACCUCAGAGGCUGCCCUUCUGUGAGGCUAACCCUUUAACCAAGAACAACUUCUCUCCCUAGACUUAUUUCAUUUGGUUUCCCUCCCUUUUCCAAUUUUUCGUUUUGCGAAAGUGGAGGCUGGUUAAUGGUUUAUUGUUUGCGUCUUCCCUCAUCUUUGCACCUGUAGGACAAAAAGUACCCGGCCCUCUACCCACUUAUGAGUGUUUGAUGUUAGAGUAACAUGAAGAUGCUAGAUUUGUCUUAAAAUAACAGCACUUUUCCCCUCUCUUGGUUCAUAUAAGGGUGAGAUGUUGGCCUGGUUCCUCACAGAGCCUCAUGUAUGGUAUAAAGGUUUCUCUUUUUCUUUUUAUCUUUUAUAUGGUAAAAGGUGUGUGUGUGUGUGUGUGUGUGUGUGAGUGUGUGAGAGAGUGUGUGAGAUCAAGGCUUUUGCACUCUGGAACUGAGCGAGCUCUCAAUGCUACCUGCUCACUUUACACAUGAUACAGCAAUCCCAUCAGUCCCAUAUCAGAAAAACAGCUCCUCCAUUGGCCCACGGCCAUAUAUUUGUGUAUGGGAUACACAUUUGUUACAUACUAGACUACUAACCACUGUCAAGGAGACAGUCUUAGGUUAUGAAGUGGCUCUGUUAGGGAUUUAAAUACAGUGAGGUUGCCAUUUUGGAGUCAUGUUGGUUCCAGGGCCUGAGUUUGUGUGUUCGCUCUUGAGUGACAAAGACAUUGCUGUUGUCUGCUAAAAUUUAAAGCAUUUUUAAAAUUGAAACACUGCUAUUCAGGCUCUGGAAGCAACAUGCCCUGUGGAACAGUACAAAUGUUUAGAUGUUUUGAAGAGUAAAGUGGCUUUGGUGCAGUAAAAUGCAGGAAAGCAAGGGCUUGUCUGGCCUCAUUUUGAAAGACAAUUUCUGAAUGGAAAAGAAUGUAAACUUAGUCUAUGUAUUGAUUGCAAAGAUUAUUAUCUUGAAGUGAUUGAGAGUGCAAGAAAGAGUGAAAGAUAUUUUAGUUCUCCCUUCAUCACUGUUAAAAGAUUGUUCUGUUAGGCUGAACUCUUUGUGAGAAAAUUGGACCUUUAAUUUAUUAUUAUUUUUUUUUUUCUUCAUUUUGGUUUUAGUUGACAUUUUUCAGGGCUCCUCAGUUCUGGCUUUUGUUUUAUGUAUUUUAAUAAUACUUAAGUUAAAAGCAAUUUAAUAUUUUAAGCUCUGCAAAUUAUAACCUAAUAAAAUAUUUAAAAGUCA